AUGAAAAAGGUGGAGGAGCAAAGGACGACAAAUCAUCAGAUGAAGAAGAGUUUUUGGGAUUUUCUCCAUCAACAGAUAAAGGCUCUCCCCAUCUACUCUCCUCUGGUGGUAUUAACCCGUCCGCUGCGAUUGGCAUGGAUUUGGCUUUCACUGGUAGCCUGGUUGGCAAUAAAUCGGAGACAGUCGUGAGCAAAGCGGACAUCCUGCAGGCCAGUGCCAUGGCUCGCCAGCUUCACGUCUACAAACCCGGCAUUGAUUUUGUUCCCGGAGCGAGACUUGAGGUGCUUGAGUCCAGAGAUAACAAUUGGUACCUGUGCAAGAUUGUGGAGGUGGACUGGGGUGAAUUAGAUAUCCUGGUUCACUAUGAGCGCUGGUCCAACAGGUUUGACGAGUGGCUGAAAAUGGAUUCCACGAGAAUCAGAAGCCUCUCUCGUAGUUCUCAAAGGAGGGAGAGGAGGAGCGGUGCGUUCUGUGUGGGUGAGCGAGUACUCGCACGUUGGUCUGCUGACGGCAAGCGCUACCUGGCCAGAGUUACCAAGGAACUGGCUGAUGAUCAGUAUGAAGUUCUGUUCUUUGAUGGUGUUGCAAAAGUCCUUCGUUCAGCUGCGUUAGCUAAAGUGGACACAAAGCAGAGUGAAGGAGAGGAGCAGAGAGGCAGCAGUUCCAGACAGCCGGGAACAGAUGACGAGGAUAGUUUACUGAUGUCCCCGGGAGCCACCAGUGCCAGCUCGACAGACUCCCGCUCCUCCAGCCCCGAGCCAGAACAGUCCCCCUUAUUGCCUGGCCGAGCUGAAGAACUCAUGGAGGUUGAGACUAUAUCACCCGUGAGGAAGAACAUUUUUGACGUUGAAAUCAUAGAAAGAAAAAGGAACUCUAAGAGGAAGGCUGCUGUCGAAGAACUUUUCCAGUCGCUGAAGAAAAGACGCAAGAGUGAGACAGGGACGAGGGUCUCGGUGCCAUCACCACGACAGCAGCAGCAAGUCAGGUUAGGCCUGAGCAGGAAGUCUUCACUUUCUAAGAAGAAAGUUCGUGAGUCAUCCAGCACACCUCAGGAGGAGCAAGCAGCACGCCAGGCAGAGGCAACAUCUUCCGAGGCCUCUAAUAGCCCAGUUCCAAGUCAAUCUCCCAGAACUGUGUCUGUCAACAUGCCUGACGGGUGGAGGAAGUGCUGCAGUCAGCGCACGCACGGAUCCACGGCUGGAAAAUGGGACACCUUUUAUUUGGCGCCUGAUGGUAAGAAGAUUCGGAGCAAAAAUGAACUGUAUCGUUAUUGUGAAGAAUUCGGCAUCUUGUGCGACACUGAAAAAUUCGACUUCUCCCUCAAGAACAUGAAAGCAGAAGUCAUUGAAGCAAGUGCAGAAUCAAAAGGACCUCUGAAAUCCUUCGAGGAGCAGAAGGAGACUUUGAAGGAAUCAUUCACGUCACAGGUCAGAAAGGAGCUAGAGGUCAAAUCUCCACUUCAGGAAUCAUGUGGAAUCAGCAAAAUGGGAACAGGGAAGAAAAUUGAUGUUAAGAAGCCAGGCAUCAGACGCGUUGAAAUGGUAAAGCACAGUGAAUCACCGAGAAUGAAACUUGAGAUUCCUUUGAUCCCCAAGACAGAACACGUAGGUACGUUCCCACCCUCCCUGUUGGGUGCCUCAGCAGGCCCUUGGUCCCCCACCAUGCCCUCACCACUACCUCGAUCAUUGCCUGCCACAACAUCUGCUUAUUCAGAGGAAUUGAUGAGCAAGGAUCCUGUUGGCGCAAGUGGAUAUGUACCUUCUGAGGUGGCAACAAGUGAGGCCCCCCCGUCCUUCUCUGCCACGCCCACCCUUGCUCGCCAUGUGCUCAAGAAAGAGUCAGUCCAGGAAUUGAUGAGCAGGGAUUCUGUUGGUGUAAGUGGGUAUGCAGUUUCUGAGGCAGCCACUGAGCUCCCCCAGUGCUCCACUGCCACGCCCGCCCGCACUCGCCAUGUGCCCAAGAAAGAAACAGUUCAGGAACUGAUGAGUAAGGAUCCUGUUGAUGUAAGUGGGUAUGCACCCUCUGAGGCAGGAACUGAGCUCCCUCCGUGCUCCUCUGCCACGCCCACACACACUCGCUGCAUGUCCAAGAAAGAGACAUUUCAGGAACUGUUGACUAAGGAUCCUGUGGGCAUGAGUGGCUAUGCACCAUCUGAACCAACACCUGAGGCCCUGUCACGCCCCGUUGCCACACCCAUCCGCCAGCGACAUGUGCUCAAGAAGGAACCAGUUCGUGACAAAGGCCAAGGACAUGUUGCCCCUAAUGAGUUUAUUGUGGUCGCCCAACACAAUGAACAUAAGUGUCCCAAGGAAGCCUGUGGAAAAAGUUUUAGGAAGGAAAAUCUUCUUCAGAUGCACAUCAAACAUUACCAUCCAGAGUUUCUCAAGAAAAGCAGCAACUGGGCGCCAAAUGUGGCUGACCUUGCCUAUGCACGCACUGUUGGGGACCACCUGGACACCAGCUCCUCCCCUGGCCACUCCUCCCCGGCUGAGAAAGCGGUCAAGUCUGAAGUGAGCUCCAAGAAACAGUCAAGAGGAAUUGGUCUUUUCAGCUUUCUGGAUGCACGUGCCAAGGCAGGGGACAAGAAGGCUCUAGGUACAAUAAAAUCAGUAACAGGCGCAAAAGACUCCAAGAGAAAGGACAAGGCCAGGCACGAGGCAGACCAGGUGCCACCUAUCUCUGAGGAUGAAACGGAGCCCAAAGAGGAAGUUGAGGACUAUAUUGAUGACCUUGGGGAAUCUCCUAUGUCGCUUCAUGGCCUGCAGCCCGAGGACCCGGACUACGUACCUUGUGACACUGAUAUCGAACAGAUGAGGACUGACAGGCUGGAGAGGAGGAAAACUCGAGGAGACAUCAAGGGAAAGAAAAAGAAGUUAGUUCCCUCAGAAAGCCUUAGUGAGGAUGAUCUGCAAGACACUAAGACAGUCACCAAAUACAGAUACAGCAAACGCAAAGGAUUACCCUCCUCUAAAGCUAGUGUUUCUCCAGCUAAUGGAGAACCUCAGGCGCCUGAGCCUCCUGCAUUGACUUCACCAGCUAAGAAACCCCAAGGUGCUGAAGGUGAGGCCCCAAGUAUUGACGCUGAGGAGGACACGGGAGAUGCUUGGGUGGAGGGGACAGAGAGCGUGCCGACAUCUGAGCCUUCGGCAGAGAUUAUCAAUUGUGGCUGUGGCUCCACUGAGGAAGAAGGACUCAUGCUGCAGUGUGAUGUGUGUUUGUGUUGGCAACACGGAGACUGCUACAAUAUUGUGGGAGAGGACCAGGUGCCUGACAAGUACAUCUGUUCCCUCUGUGACCAUCCAAGGCUAGAGAGGUCAUCACACAAGUUCAGACACCACCAAGACUGGCUUAAGGAAGGCCGCCUACCAAGGUUUUCAUUUUCUUCAUCACGUGGAGACCUCCGGCUGGAGACCUGCAUAAGGCGGGGACAUGAACUGACAGCCAAUGUUCUACAGCUGUCACAGAUUCUUCAGUCUCUUAGGCUGAAGCUUCACAUCGCCAAAGAGCCGGAUCAUCCAAAGUUUGUCAUGUGGCACAAAAAAUGGGAUGAACAGGAAGAAGCAUCAAGUCAAAACAAAGGAGAAAUUUCCCCAAACUCACAGUCAGUAGCUCCUCUGCAGGACCUGAUGAAUAUAGUGGAACAAGAUGACCCUUGUCUUAGUCCUCAAAUUGUUGACACAAACGUGUCUGGCUCGACACAUGACUUAGGCAGCACCUCUGCACUUGAGAGAGCUGUUACUGGAGAGCCAGAAAAGUUUGACACUAGCCAUGCCAUCUUUCCUAGAGGUUGGGACAUUCCUGGCCCAGCAGCAACAGAGACUCAGGGGACUGAUCUUCAAGCUGGUGGUAAAACAGAGGAUGUGGUGAUCCCAAAGGACCAGUCUAACAAGGCAGCAAUGGAUGUCAUAAAACAUUCAGAAGGUAAUACUGCCUUGCCAGAGGCAUCUGAUACCAAAUGUGAAGCAUCUGAGGAUCAGUCCAAAGGAGAAAGUGAACUAAAAGACAGUUGUUCUGAUGGGAUAAUCAACACUGCACCUCAAGAUCAUGAACCAGAAAUUUCUUUGACAUCUGAGAAAGACUCACAAAUUCUUGAAGCAAAACCUUCAGCAGAUUCAAAAGAAAACAUUUUACAAGUUAAGGAGGAAAGCAAAGACUCCAUUGAGAUUGCAGCAACCAGAGAAAGCCUUGAGAAUUCCACUCAGAUCGCACUUAAAGAAGAAAAAACAAAUGAUAGCGAUGACGCUUUGAAUACGGAUACUGAGAACACUAAUUCAAUAAAGAGAGAUGAAACUGCACCAGGGAGUGCUUAUGAAAAUGAAGAAAAUUUACAAUCUUCAGAUGGAGGUCAAUCCAAGGAAGCAUCUUUUCAUCAUUCUCCAAAGUCUAUAUUGACACCUAGAGAAUCAGAUAGUGAUCAGGAUCACCAUAAAGAAUUCCCAUGUGAAAAAACUGACAUAGAUCCUGAGGAAGUGAAAGAAAGCAAAACUGAAUUGCCAACAGAGAGUGAAGCUGAACCUGUUAAAGAAGAAAUGGCAGGUGUAUUUGAAGAAAAGACAAAAAAAGAAUCAACUCAGGAGGAUGUAAAAAGUGAGAGUCAGGGAAAACAACUCGAGGAAUCUUGUAAGGAGGAUGAAACUACUCCGAUGAAAGAUGACUGCAAAAUUGAACCUAUGGAUGUGGAUAUGGGAGUUACUACAGAGGACAGCACUGCAGUAACAUAUGACACCAAUAUUUCACAAGAACCCCCAAAGGUAGAGGAAGAGUCGGAUAUUGUUAAAAUGGAAAAUGAAGAAUUAGAUGACAAAGACUCAGUGAAACAUUCUCAGACUAAGGACAAGGAACAGGAACAGGAGAAGCUGGCAGACUCUUCAAACUUAGCCUCUUCAAGCAUAACAGCCUCAAGCACAGAAGACACGCUCAAUGAGGAGGAGAACCAGCUGGAAGAUGGAGACGAGCUGGCCCUUGAUCUGGGUGGACUUGGCGCCACAGGUGAAGGGGGGAUGCCUGGAGGGAAUGAGUUGGCUGCCUUACUCUCUUCUCAGACAGAACUGGAGCAGCUGGUGUCCCAAGCCAGUUCAGCCCUGGCUCCUGUCACUGGAAAUGUUCACUCAGUUCAAGCACCCAUCAUUCCUGAGGCUGAGAGGAUAGAACCAGUGAAUUGCAAACUGAAUCUACUGGAGCAUGUGCAGGUGAUGCAGACCAGCAUCACGCAACGCUUUGACCAGAUUGAGCAACAGCUUGAAGUGCUGGAGGCUGAGAUGGGCCUGACAGCAGAUGCCGGGGAGGAUGAGGCUGAGGAGGACCCUGAGGAGCGUGACCCCGCCACCCUCCAAGCCAGGGCACUCAUCAAGCUUGUCAUGAACGACCUCAAUGUUGUUAAGAAAAUUGCAGACUUUACUCACUAACAGAUUAUUUUCCAAAAGCUGAUCAUUCAGAAAAUAACAGGCAUGAAACUUUUCUAAACUACAAACACUACCAACAACAAAACUACAAACUAUUUUGUGUGCUAGGGAACUCCUGGCAGUGUCAAGAUCAUCUGUACUUGAUUUCUUUCAAGGUGAAAAUGCACUUGCCCAUACAGGUGCCUCUUUCCUCAGUAAGUUUGUUGCAAGAUGAUUGGUUGAAUAUGUGAUGUCUGAAUAACAAAAUAGCAUUUAAAUUAUUUACCAGGUAAUGUGAAUCAGUGCUUAUUUACUAACUCAAGUUCUUUCCUUUGAUAUAUGUUGUGUUAAUUAAGAAUGUAACGAGCUCAGAGAUUAUGAAGUAAUGUGCAGGUAAGUCUUGGCAUGCUAAUAUCAACUGCCCAUGUCAGUAACAUAAGCAUGUUUUUGGAUCCAUGCUGCUUCAUAUAUAUUUUUCACUUACUUUAAAACAGAUUGAGACUAAUAACACUAAACUCAAGGAAACAUGUAAUUAUCAACUUUUUUUGAAAUUCAGAAUCUACUAAAAUUAUUCAUAUAAGAAUGUGAGUGAUGGGGAAAUUAUGUGGAUGGAUUGCAUGCUCUGUCGCAAAAAGGCUAUUCUGUAAACCUAUUCAGUAGAUCACAGUAUAUCAGAUAAAACUAUACAAUAGUAAUAUUUUUUCCCAUCUGUAUUUAUGACACUAAUGAAUAUGAUGAUAGUCAUGGAUACUGUUUUCCAACCUGCAUUAGAAUACAUGAAAAGUUACACACGUGUGUCCAAAACUAGGGCUGUGUGGCUGACACAGCCGGGUGACUAAUGUUAACAAAUCAAGACUUAUCUGCACAUUACUUCAUAGUCUCAUAACUUGUUACCAUUCUUAAUUGACGUGAUAUAUGUCAGAGGGAGAAACUUGAGUUAGUAAACAAGUUUUGAUUCACAUUACCUGGCAAUCAUUUCAAGUACAAGAUGUUAUUCGGACAUUUUAUAUGCAACCAAUUGGGUAGCAGCAGACUUUCAAAAAAAGAAGGGCACCUCUGUGUCUAUGCACAAUUUUCCUCGAUAAAAAAUCUAGUACUGUAAGUAAAUACUUAGCAUAAAGACUUGGAGUAAUAAUAUAUACUUGGUGUGACCACUGAAACAGUGAUUGGGUGAAACUGGAUGAAACCAUGAAAACUGCAGUGCUUUGGCUAUCAAGGCUAUGACAUGUGUUGUGAAUCAGGACAUUGUAAUCACUACUUUGUGAGCUUGAUCCCUGAGUGAAAGAGAAAAGAAAACAAAUGAAUAAGGUGUUGGUAGUGAUUGAUUGUUUCACAAACUGGUUCUGAAAGUGUUAAAGUGAUAACUUUUUUACUUAUAAAGAAACCUUGUUACUGCAACACCAAUACCUGAAGUGCUUAUGUGAAGAAAGAGCUUAUUAUGAAAGCACUGCUGACUUAGUUCUCCGACUCCUAUAAGUGUUGUUUAGGAAAGGAAACUUGAUCAGUGUUGUGGAAGUUAUGGUGAAAUAAAGAUGACUUAUUUCCAUGACUGUUCCUGAGAGUUAUCUUGGGAAAAAACAAGAACAUUGUGUGACAUUUUUGCAGUUAAACUUUUUUUCUUGAGGUGUUGCCUUGGGAAUAAAAGAAACUUUUGAACAAUGUGGUAGAAACAUCAAAAUGAUUUUUUAAGAUGUCUUGGCAAAAAAACUAUCAGUGCUGCAGAAAUAAUGAAGAAAUACUUCUGUAACUAUUCCUGCAUGAUAUUUAAGAAAAAAACUAACCACUGCAUUACAGAAACACAGAGCAAAUGACUUACUGCAACACUCCUUCUCAAGGUGUUUUCUGGUGGAAGUGCUGAUCAGUGAUCAAUGCAGAAACACUGAUGACAUCAGUGACUCUUGAGGUUUUGUCUGAAAAAAAAAAAAAAAAAUGUGUGCAGGAACUGAUGACUUACUUUCAUGACUAUGAGUUGGCCUGAUAGCAGUCUUUAUAAAUGUACUGGAGAAACAAUGAUGACUUACUUCACAGUGGCAUAGCUAAAGAGAGAUAAAGGACUUUUUGAAAAUCCCCCCUGGGUCUCCAGUUGAUCUCAGGAUGUCUCUCUUCAUUAAAAAAAAAAAGUAAGGUCUGGGAGGGCCCCUCAGAAUGCACUGAUGCUGGAGGGGCAAAAGGAGCCAAGCUGCUAAGGCUCCAAGACCCUAGCAAGCAUUGCCCUUGUUACUCCAUCAACUGCUCCUGAGGCUUUAUCAUUGUGAGAGACCAUCAUCAGUCUGUCCCUGAAAA
This is a messenger RNA of Eriocheir sinensis (Chinese mitten crab), 7664 nucleotides long. RefSeq lists its product as uncharacterized. The coding region runs from base 135 to 5405 and encodes 1756 amino acids. The record is from RefSeq and is a predicted model, not a curated record. Gene Ontology annotation, biological process: regulation of transcription by RNA polymerase II. The transcript has 29 exons. Gene Ontology annotation, cellular component: NSL complex. Gene Ontology annotation, molecular function: DNA binding. NCBI's taxonomy places the organism in Eukaryota, Metazoa, Arthropoda, Malacostraca, Decapoda, Varunidae.